Cucurbitaria berberidis CBS 394.84 is the source of this 1610-nucleotide messenger RNA. RefSeq names its product glycosyltransferase family 1 protein. Gene Ontology annotation, molecular function: UDP-glycosyltransferase activity. The record is from RefSeq and is a predicted model, not a curated record. The transcript has a single exon. Lineage: Eukaryota; Fungi; Ascomycota; Dothideomycetes; Pleosporales; Cucurbitariaceae. Bases 120 to 1448 code for a protein of 442 amino acids.
ACUGUUGAGACACUUGUAGGAAUUCUCAACGAGCCCUCCUUGUGACUGACUUUUUCAUUACUGUACCACCAAGUCCCGAAGUUCUGAGGUUUCGACGAGAUUGGCCACGGCACGCAGCAAUGGCACCCAACUCUGUGCAUAUUGUGCUCAGCGUAGCAUGGCAGGAUGCUGGCGACACAACACGGGCAAUUGCAAUGGCCAUAGCAUUGCGAGAUAUGUGCCCGCCCGGUAUCGACCUCAAAAUUGACUUCCUCUCAUGUGGUUCGCGUUUCGAAUACCAGAUUACAGACGCCGGCUUCAACAUCGUCCCGGCUCAGCCCCGCGUCAAGGGAAUUUCAGUCGCGCACGACCUUGGAUGGGACUGGCCAGAGUUCUUUGGCUCGGAAGAGAUUGCGAAAACGUUCAUCGAAGGCCAACUUGCGGCUUUCAAAGAGCUGAAGCCUGACAUCGUGUUCCAUGGUAUGUGGGCACCGGCGUCUAUCGCUGCACGACUGCUAGGCAUCCGAACAAUCAACUUCCUGCCUGUGCCACUUCAUCCCGGGGCUUUCGCACAUGGCCUCGUUCGGGAUCUUCCAGACAUGAUGCCGCUCUUUACUCGUCUACCCCGACCUAUCCGGCAACGUAUGGCAUGGUGGGCCAGUGGCUUGAUGAUCAAGGCGCCGAUUUUCCAGCAAAAGCGGUUGGGUGCAGCCGCUGCGGCUUGUGGUUGGCCUAUCAAGGGGCCAAUCUCCCUUUUCGACAUGAACAUGGCGGACCUCAACAUCGUCAACGACCAUCCUAUUUUCCAUCAUGAAUACCUGAAUCGACUCCCCAAGAACAUUGUUCUUACCGGCCCACUGUACGCUGGAAGUGAUUCAAAGCUAGAUGGAGACAUUGCCACUCAUUUAACAAAGGGACCUGGGCGGUCAAUCCUGGUAACUAUGGGUAGCUCCGGUACCGAGGAAUUCCUCUUCGAAGCGAUCAAAGCACUCAAGAUGAACCCUGAGGAUGACUGGAAUGCCGUCAUCUUAGCUUCGAAGUCCAUCUGCGACAUCGACAAGGCCAACGUGGUUGCAGGUGGUGACGCCCGCCUUCUGGUGACAGACCGAUUCAUCCCGGCGCCUGCUGCAAAUGCUCUUGCCGACGUGAUCGUCACACAUGGAGGGCAAGGAACCGUUCAGUGCGCCUUGGCUGCUGGGAAACCUCUCGUUGGUGUUGCGUUGCAGGUUGAACAACAGACGAACCUGGACAACGCGAUGAACGCUGGAGCGGGAAUCCGGGUUCAGAAGCAGUUUUGGAAGGCCAAGAAUAUUCGAUCAACGAUUCUCACAGUAUUGAACGACCCGACAUAUGCUGCGAAAGCGAGGAUGCUGGCCGAGACAUUGAACUCUAUGGAUGGCGCGAAGACGGCGGCGGAGGUUAUGUGGAAGUUUAUCCUGGAAGAGCAGACCGAAAAGUUCAAAAUGUAGGAGAAUGUGAGGGAGGACAUCAUGAUAUCAUGACAACCUCUUGCAUGCGGUGUUCCGAGUUGUGACGCAGGAUGAUUGGCUCUGGCGCGGCAUGGCGCUUAUGAUAGUUUUGACCGCUAUAUAUCCUUCGAGGACUCUUAAUAAUUGUUUACCAUACGUGCA